Messenger RNA from Plenodomus lingam JN3, 1638 nucleotides. NCBI's taxonomy places the organism in Eukaryota, Fungi, Ascomycota, Dothideomycetes, Pleosporales, Leptosphaeriaceae. The record is from RefSeq and is a predicted model, not a curated record.
AUGAUCCAUGUGGGCCCCCAAGCCAUCGCACACACAAAACAAACAAAACUGCAUCUCCAAGGCGUGCAUAAAAUAAAGGCACUUGUCUUUGCCAGAGGGCGGUCCGUUGCGAGAGCGAGCUUGAUGGAUCGCCGAAUGAUCACGGCGAUCCGUCCAAGCCAUAGACCGUUCGACGAAAAGGCUGCCCUGUCAGCCGUGCCUUCUAUGCAUCAAGUCAGCCUUCUCCCAGACUCGAUGCUUCGGCUCGAUGCUCCUUGUGGCUUUGCACGACUUUGGGCUUUCACGCUUGCUCCUCGCGAACGGGUUGGCUGGACGGGGUUUGCGAGGUCGCAUUCAGGCUUCCGCAGCCACAAAUCUUGGAAAUUGCCCGUCCGCGUCGCCAAGCCAGCUCAAGUCAUGGACCGCACCCACCAGCAAAGUCAGCCCCAGAAUGUGCAAGUGCUUCGAUACCACCUCUGCACUCGGAUAUGUCCGCUUGCCUUUUUCCAGGAACCUCCGCCAAUCGUGCAGCACGCAAUCAAACUCGAUCAAGAUCACGCAUUUGGUUGUGCUGCGCGCACCUGCUCGUUGCCAUGUUAUAAGCGCCAUCAGCAAUGGGCGCAAUGCUCGGGCAAACGGGAUCCCACGAAAUUCGUGAAGAAGUCACAGCUAGUCACCCCAGCCGGUAUUGAUCAUGAUUUCAAUUUUCUGAGUGGCAUUGAACGGAACCUGGAGAAGGCGGAACGGGCUGCUAGCGCUGCUACGGAUGCUCCGUCUGAUGGUAGUGCAAAGGCCCAUCAUGGGAAAAUCAACUACCAUCGUCUCGAGGCAGCGGGAGUAAGAGUCAUUCGCGCUCCUCAGGGCUUGAGUAGGCAGAGAGAGAACAAGUCUCACAUCUCAAAGACCAAGAAGGCCAACAGGAAUAUCGUCUGGACGGUGGAAUGGUUUGAUGCAAACAAAACCCGUGUACUUACCGAGACAUCAUCUACAGCCUAUGUCAAGGAUGCCAAUCCAUUCCGUCAACACAACAAUCAGCACAAGAACAAGAAGAGGAAGCUGGCAAGUGGUGCGUCACAAGUCACAGAUGCUGCUACAGAAGAGCCAGACGAAAAUACAUCAAAACAACCUCAGGUUCCGCCGAAAAAUGAGAAUGAAAUAACAGAGCAACCGCCUUUGGAGAGAAAGUCUUCCCCUGGUACCCAAGACCAAGAUGCAGUUACCAGCAAAGACGCAAUGGUUCCAGACUCCGACAACACACCAAACACCCAAUCGCAAGACAAACCACAACUCAACUUCUACCUACUACGACCCCGUACAACUUCAACCCGCCACGUCCUCAUCCCCCUCGACCCAUCCCAGCCCCUAGCCGAAAACCUCCGCGGCCACACCGUCCUCGAAUUCCCCACCAUCUACGUCUUCCCCAGCUCCCUCUACCCGCUCCCCAGCUCCUUCAUGCUAGAGGAAGAAUACAUCAAGCAACAAGGCGAAGAGCAAAAAGAACUCGACGACCUACUGCAACACCUCGAUCCCGAAAUCCUCAAGCGGCUGAAAGAAGACGGAGCGGCACGAGACCCCGCAAACAAGGAGCAAGAAGACGGCCAAGUAGAUAGUAAAAAGAUCCUCGACGUACUCAAGCAAGAUCUCGGCGGCGCCUUGUAA